This is a messenger RNA of Bombina bombina (fire-bellied toad), 23311 nucleotides long. RefSeq names its product dystonin-like. Gene Ontology annotation, biological process: cytoplasmic microtubule organization; intermediate filament cytoskeleton organization; hemidesmosome assembly. The transcript has 100 exons. Gene Ontology annotation, molecular function: microtubule binding; structural molecule activity; calcium ion binding. Gene Ontology annotation, cellular component: cytoskeleton; hemidesmosome; focal adhesion. The record is from RefSeq and is a predicted model, not a curated record. NCBI's taxonomy places the organism in Eukaryota, Metazoa, Chordata, Amphibia, Anura, Bombinatoridae.
CCUGAAUGUCACACCAUGAGCUCGGGCACCGCUUCCUACCGCUGUUCCAUGUCCUCCUCUGCUGAUUUUUCCGAUGAUGAUGAUUUCAGCCAAAAGUCUGGCUCCGCAUCCCCUGCUCCAGGCGACACCCUGCCCUGGAACCUACCUAGACACGAGAGGUGCAAGAGGAAGAGCCCCGGGGCAGCUGUGCUGGACCCUGCGGAGAGGGCAGUGCUCCGGAUAGCUGAUGAGAGGGACAAAGUUCAAAAGAAGACAUUUACAAAAUGGAUUAACCAGCACCUAAUGAAGGUACGGAAACAUGUGAAUGAUUUAUAUGAGGAUCUACGGGAUGGACAUAACUUAAUCUCUCUAUUAGAGGUGCUCUCUGGAGAUACCCUGCCACGUGAAAAAGGCCGAAUGCGGUUUCAUAGACUGCAGAAUGUACAGAUUGCACUUGACUACUUGAAAAAACGACAGGUGAAACUUGUCAAUAUAAGAAAUGAUGACAUAACAGAUGGGAAUCCCAAGUUGACUUUGGGUUUAAUAUGGACCAUCAUUUUGCACUUUCAGAUUUCUGACAUCCAUGUUACUGGGGAGUCAGAAGAUAUGUCUGCCAAAGAGAGGCUGCUCCUUUGGACACAACGGACAACAGACGGUUAUGGUGGAAUACGCUGUGAAAAUUUUACCACCUGCUGGAGAGAUGGAAGACUAUUUAACGCCGUCAUUCAUAGAUACAGGCCGGACCUGAUUGACAUGGAUACCGUUGCUGUUCAAAGCAACAUUACAAAUUUAGAAAAUGCAUUUUAUGUAGCUGAAAAACUGGGCGUCACAAGACUACUUGACCCUGAAGAUGUUGAUGUUUCUUCACCUGAUGAGAAGUCAGUAAUAACAUAUGUAUCAUCAAUGUAUGAUGUAUUUCCUAAGACACCAGACGGUGGGGAAGGAAUUAGUGUAAAUGAUGUUGAGGUGAAGUGGAUAGAAUAUCAGAAUAUGGUGAAUUACCUCAUCCAAUGGAUCAGGCACCAUAUUGUAUUAAUGUCAGACAGAAGUUUUCCAAAUACUGCUGCAGAACUAAAGGCACUUUAUCAACAAUACUUACAAUUUAAAGAAAAAGAAAUUCCACCAAAGGAGUCAGAAAAAGCAAAAAUAAUGCAUUUGUAUACUUUACUUGAGGCUUGGAUAGAGUUUGGCCGCAUCAAGCUUUGCCAAGGAUACCAUCCAAAUGACAUAGAAAAGGAGUGGGGCAAACUUAUUAUUGCAAUGUUUGAAAGAGAAAAAAGCAUAAGGCCAGAAAUUGAAAGGCUAGAAAUGCUGCACCAGAUAGCAAAUCGUGUUCAGAGAGAUAGCCUAGGAUGUGAAGAUAAACUGAUUCUAGCUCGAAAUGCUCUUCAGGCUGAUGCAAAACGGAUGGAAUCUGGGCUCCAGUUUCAAAAUGAAGCUGAGAUUGCUGGCUACAUCAUUGAAUGUGAGAACCUUCUGCGACAACAGGUUGUUGAUGUCCAAGCCCUUGUCGAUGGGAACUUCUAUCAGGCGGAUCAGCUAGUACAGAGGGUUGCUUCUCUGCGAGAUCAGCUUUUGGCCGUAAGGAAUGAAUUUUCUUCAUUAUACAGCAAAGGACGCAUGCUUAGUUCUGACCAGACAAAACUAAUGAUAUCAGGAAUAUCACAAAGUCUCAGCAAUGGAUUUUCACAAAAUUUGCAAACCAUGAACCCUGUGAUGAGUUCAACAUUGUCUCAUCCUAUGACACCUUCCUUGACCCCUACACCAAUGACUCCUGGUUUUUCCCACGGCUUUAAUGCACAUUUGACUCCAGUAAUGUCACCGGGACUUGCUCCGAAUUUCAACCCAGGCUUAAUUCAGAACUACUCUUCUGGAAUGAACUCAAAUCCAUUACAGUCACUUAAACUCAUGCAAGUUAAAAAGCCAUUACCAAAGUCAUCUCUUGCUCAGAAUAACUUGCCAGAAGAAGAAGUUAACCUGAGAUUUAUCCAAGAUCUUUUAAGCUGGGUGGAGGAAAUGCAGGUGCAGCUUGAUCGAGCAGAGUGGGGUUCAGACCUGUCCAGCAUCGAAAGUCAUAUGGAAAAUCACAGAAACUUUAAUGGGGGCAUUGAGGAGUUUGAAUCAAGUAUUAAGGAGGCAAAAAUGAGUGAGAUCCAAAUGUCAGGUCCUCUUAAAAUGGAAUAUUCUGAAGCCCUACGUGACCUAGAGAGCCAAUAUGCUAAACUCAUGAAUUCUACAAGGAGUCGGCAAAAACAUCUUGACUCCCUGUACAAUUUUGUGACUCGGGCCACAAGGGAACUUAUAUGGCUGAAUGAAAAAGAAGAGGAGGAAGUGGCUUAUGACUGGAGUGACAGAAAUCAGAGUAUAACAGCAAAGAAAGAUUACCAUGCUGAUUUAAUGCGAGAGCUUGAUCAAAAAGAAGAAAUCAUUAAAUCAGUGCAGGACAUUGCAGAGCAGAUGCUGCUACAGAAUCACCCUGCAAGAUCAUCUAUUGAGGCUUACCGCUCUGCCAUGCAGACCCAAUGGAACUGGAUUUUACAGCUUUGUCAUUGUGUGGAGCAGCAUAUACGCCAGAAUUCGACCUACUUUGAGUAUUUCAAUGAUGCUAGAGAUGCUACAGAAUUUCUGAAGGGUUUGAAAGAUGCCAUCCUUAGGAAAUACAGCUGUGAUAAAUCUACUAGUUUGCAUAAGCUAGAAGAUCUUGUUCAGGAAUCAAUGGAAGAAAAAGAACAGCUUUUGCAGUAUAAGACUUCAAUUGCCAGCCUUGUUGGAAGAGCAAAGACAAUAAUUCAGCUGAGACCACGGAAUCCUGACAAUCCUCUUAAAUCAUCUAUCCCAAUUAGAGCAAUAUGCGACUAUAGACAGAUUGAGAUUACCAUUUACAAAGAUGAUGAAUGCGUAUUAGCAAGUAACUCUCACCGUGGUAAAUGGAAGGUGAUCAAUCCCACUGGCAAUGAAGCUAUGGUCCCAUCUGUGUGCUUUACUGUGCCGCCCCCAAACAAAGAGGCAAUAGAAACAGCUAACAGGAUUGAGCAGAUGUAUCAAAGUGUAUUAUCCCUUUGGCACGAGUCUCACAUAAAUAUGAAGAGCAUCGUGUCCUGGCAUUAUCUAAUGAAUGAAAUUGAAGCUGUUCGCGCCAGCAAGGUUUCCUCAAUAAAGACAAUGUUGCCUGGAGAACAUCAGCAGAUCAUGAGCAGUAUAAAAUCCCGUUUUGAUGAUUUUGUAGAAGACAGUCAGGAAUCUAAGAUUUUCUCUCUCUCUGACAUUGGACAGCUUGAAAGAGAGGUUAAUGUUUGCAGAGUAUACUAUGAAGAACUACUUAAAUCUGCCGAAAGAGAGGAACAAGAGGAAUCUAUUUACAACCUAUAUGUAUCUGAGAUCCGCAACUUCCGCCUCAGAUUGGAGGGCUGCGAGGAGAGGUUAAUCCGGCAAAUCAGGACUCCACUAGACAGGGAUGAUAUUCAUGAGAGUGUUAUAAGGAUCUCUGAACAGGAGAAGCUAAAGAAGGAUUUGGACCACCUUAAAGACGAUUUGUCAUCCAUGUCAGAUAAAUGUCAGACAUUCUUAAGCCAAGCUGCCAGCUCACCCUCCAUAGAAACUCUGCGUUCUGAGCUGAACACGGUUGUGCAGAGCAUGAGCCAAGUGUACUCCAUGUCUUCUAUAUACUUAGAAAAGUUGAAAACUAUAAAUCUGGUACUAAAGAACACUCAAGCAGCGGAAUCUCUUGUGAAGCUGUAUGAGACAAAACUGUGUGAAGAAGAUGCUGUUACCGCAGAUAAAAAUUCCAUUGAAAGAUUAGUGGUUACUUUGAAGCAAUGGAGAUCUGAAGUGGAUCAGAAAAGGGAGGCGUUUCACGAAUUGGAAGAUGAAUUACAGAAAUCCAAGACCAUCAGUGACCAAAUGUUUAAAGCACACAAAGAGCGUGAUCUUGAUUUUGACUGGCACAAAGAGAAGGCUGACCAGAUUGCUGAGAGGUGGCAAAGUGUACAUUCUCAGAUUGAAAACAGAUUACGUGAUCUUGAUGGAAUUAGCAAGUCUUUGAAAUAUUAUAAAGAAUCUUUUGCGGAGCUUGAGUCCUGGAUUCGAAAAAUUGAAGAAACACAAAAUAUGUUUCAAGAAAACAUGCCUGAUAAUAGCAAGGCGUUGGCUAAACAUCUGGAUCAACUCAAGGUUCUUAUUUCAGAAAUUGAAAUGAAGCAAAACAAGAUGGACGAAUGCCACAAGUAUUCUGAAAAUUAUUCAUCAGCAAUAAAGGACUAUGAGCUACAGUUAAUGACGUACAGAGCAUUAGUAGAUUCCCAUCAGAAGUCACCGAUGAGACGUAGAAAAAUUCAAAGUUCCUCAGAUGUUAUAAUUCAAGAGUAUAUGAAUUUAAGGACCCGCUACACUGCUUUGAUGACGUUGAUCACUCAACUUGUUAAAUUUUCGGAGGAUUCUUUGAAGAGAAUUGAGGAAGAAGAGAAGUCACUGGAGGAGGAAAAGAAAGAUCAUAUAAAGAAAGCAGGGGACAUACUGAAUUGGGUGUCUAAAGUCACUAAAACGCUAAACAAAGAAGGAGGACAAGAAAGUGCAGAAAAGACACCCUUUUCUAAGCCACAGCUUUCCAGCGAUGAGAUAUUAUCCAAGCAAGAAGAAAUUUCAGAGGCUGCUCAAACUUUGCAGGUGCUGCUAGCUAAGCACAGUGACAGAAUGACAGAUGAAGAGAGAGCAGAAAUUGAACAACAGACUAAAGCAUUGCAAGAAGGCCAGAGCUUAUUAGCCAGAGAAUAUGAGAGGCAACAGCAAGAAGCCAAGCAUCUGGUAGACAGGCUGGUGGAACAGAAGGUGGACAAGGUUAUAUCAGGCACCAUUGAUGAGGCAACUGGCACCGUUUAUUCAAUUUACCAGUCUAUAAAACAGGGUUUUGUUGAUUAUGAAACAGGAUUUGCUUUACUUGAAAUGCAGUUGAUUAUAUCAGGGAUAAUUUCACCAAUUUUAAUGACAUGUUUAGAUCUUGAAGAAGCUAAAAAUCACAGCCUUAUUGAUGAGCAAAUCUCAGUACGACUUCAGGAAUUAAUCAAUGCCAAAGAUAAUGUUUCAUCUCUGUCUCACUCUGACUUCCCAGUAAUAGCUGCUUUUGAGCAGGGUCUAAUUUCAGAAUCUGCAGCAAUUAAAAUGUUGGAUAUUUUGCUCUCAUGUGGAUGCUUGUGUGUGCCAGAUACUGGAGAACAACUUAAUCUAAAUAAACUAUUUCAAAGAAACCUGAUUUCUACUUUUCUGUUUUCUAAACUGCUUGAAAAGCAAAAAAAUGGCAAAGAUCUCAUUGAUCCCAUCACAGCCGAAAAGGUUACAAUGAUAGAAAUCUUUCAAAGAGCUGUCGUAAAUAAACAAACAGGAAUGCGUUUUUUACCUGUUAAUACACAAGACAAUGGAAAAAUUACUUUAAGGACUGGCAGGAAGAUAAGUGUUCUGAGAGCAGCCCAUGAAGGGAUUUUGGAGCGAGACACUAUGUUUAGGUUGCUUGGUGCUCAGAUUUUUUCAGGGGGGAUACUUGAUCCAGAAUCUGGAAGAAGAAUGACCAUAGAUCAAUCGUUAGAACAAGGAGUAAUGGAUCAGAGUACAGUCUGCGGUAUAUUAACUCAACAAGUUCAAAAUGGAGGAAUCCUUUGUCCCUCUACAGGCAAAUACUUAACUGUGGAUGAAGCUGUUCAAUGCAACCUUAUAUCAUAUAGCAGUGCACUGUUGGUUCUUGAGGCCCAGAAAGGAUUCAUUGGCCUAAUAUGGCCAGACACAAGUGAAAUAUUUCCUAUAUCAACAUCUUUGCAACAAGGAAUGGUGUCUAAUGAAUUAGCCCAGACAAUUCUAAACAACAGACAAAAAAUAGCUGGGUUGUAUAUUCCUGAAACUUCUGAGAUUGUUCACCUGGAUACAGCUGCUCAGUUAGGAAUUAUAGACAGUAACACAGCUUGUGUUCUUAAUGAUCUCCACAUAGAAGACAAAAUGCCAAAUAUUGAUGUCCUUGAAUCUAAUUGCAAACAUACCUUUAAAUGGAUGUCCUCUUCUUACGACCCUCAAUCUCUGCCAUUUAAUGAAGUUUCUGACAAGAAAUCUUUGGAAUCGGAUGAACCAACUCAUAACCCAGAACAUACAAAACAGUUAUUCUUUUCAUAUUUAAUGAUAAAUAGCUAUAUUGAUGCAAACACAGGAGAAAGACUUUUGCUGUUUGACGGCGACCUUGAUGAAGCUGUCGGUAUGUUUCUUGAGUCUGAGGAAACCACAAGCAUACUUUGUGAGACUGAUAAUGAACUCGGCAAUUUUAGUGGGCUUAAUUUUAAUUUGUCAGUGUUAGAGAAGCAAAAUGAGCAAACAGAUACACAGGGCUACUUGGAAACCAUACCUCAGUUGCAUGAAAAUGAAUGUAAAAAUGUGAUUGCUUUUGAAACAGAGAAAAAAUCAACUGAAAAUGAUUUAUUUGAUGAUACAGAAGAUGCACAGCAAAAAGUUUGGGAUGUAAAAGACAGUAAAAGUACCAAGGAUGGGGAAAUCCUAAACUCUCAGCUGGAAAAUACAGAAGCCACAGAUUUUUGCCUACAAAGAAAUGAAAUGGAAAGUGACAAAUCUAAACAAUUUGAAACACAGCAAUUGUUUAAUAGUGAAAAUGAGAAAACGGAACAUACAAAAUGUGAACAAUCUAAAGGUCUCAGGGAAGUUCAAACAUCAAUCAAACAAGAUUCGGACAGUUUCACAUCACAUGAUUUUAUUGUUGCAAAUGAUGAAUCUUUAUUGUUUGAUACAUCAGAAAAAAAAGACUGCACCCCUCACAUACAAUUCAGUAGGGAAGACAAUAACUUUAAUGUAUUAGAGGACCAACCAUACAUGGAAGAAAGUAAUGUUUCAUGUACUCAUAACUUUAGAAAAGAUAAUUUGCAGUUUGCAAACCAACAUACAAUUAAUAGCGAUAUUGUACUAGAAAAUGCUGUUGAGCAUUUUGGAGAUAAGUCAGAGAAUUCUGUUUGUUUGUUAGAAAAUAUGUCUCCUUGCUUUAAUAAAGGGCAACAGGUAUGCCAAGAGGCUACUAGUGAUUGUUCUCCACACAGUAACACCAUCAAAAAAUGUGACCGUGAAGCACAAGCUCAAGACCAGAUUAAUAGUGAAAGUUCCAUUACCCCAUCUAAAGUAGAAAAUGAUGUUCUUGUAUGUAACAACAGUGUAAUUAUACCCAGCAGUACAUUAGAAGUAGAAACAAGCACAGGCAAAGCAAAAUGCAAGUCUGCUGAGCUAGCAAGUGAUCCUUCCAUUCCUUUAUUCAAAGAUGAGGUAAUCACAUGUAAUACCAGUAUAGAUUGUCAUAAGAAAGCAUUAAAAAUUGAAACUUGCACAGAUAUAUCAAAUAGCAUUGCUACUCAGCCUUCAACGGACAGUUCCAUUACUUUUAACAAACUAGAAGAGGAGGAUCUAACAUACUGUAGUUUGGAUGCUAAUGAUUCCAUGCUCGAAGCAGAAAUGUGCAUAAAUAAAUCAUCAACAAUGGCAAUGCAACCUGCAACAAAUAAUGAUAUUUUUAGACAACAUUAUCUUGAAACUGGUGAAGAAACCUUUGCUCAUCUUCAAAACAACAGUGAUUAUGAUACAUCUGACCUUGAAGAAAAUGAAAGUGAAGAUGAUGAUGGAAUUCUUCCACAAAUGUGCAAGAAAAUUCAGACAGGUGUGGAUACAAAUGAAGAAAAAAGAAAACAUAGUUUUAAUGAUACUGAAACUAGUUCUGAAGAUGAAAUAUUCUAUUGCACCAAUAGUGAGAUAGACAAUGUAGACUUACUACAUGGGAGGACAUUUCUUGAAACUAUAAUUGAAGAAGAUUCUGAAAGCCCCACCUAUUUAGAUGAACAGGCAACACUACAUAAAGAAAGAAUAGCAACUACUGAUAGUGUUUUCAGUGCAAUUGAUUCUAAGACAGUAACUUAUGAGAGAAAUGAAAAUGAGGAACCUAAAGCAGAUCUGAAUGAAGAUGAAAAAAAGGGGCAAGAAUACUAUCCAGUUAACUAUAAAGAUGGCUUACAGGAAGAUAUGAUCAUUGAAGACUUUAGUAGUGAAACUGAUAUUGAUUGCUAUGUUACUGAUGAAAGCAACAGUGACGAUGACUUUAUUAUAAAUGAAGAACUCACAGCUGUUCAUAAUAAGGACAUUCAGUUUGGUGAGAGUGCCUCUUUUUUCUGGAAUUCAAGUCCAGAAGAAAGGGAGAAAGUGGCUGACUCUCCUAACGGAACAGGCUUAAAUUGUCAAGGGAAUAAUGAUAGUGUGGAAGAGGAUAUAACAAUGAUCUAUGAAGGUCAUUUUGUACCUUUCAAGUCUACUGUGCAAGAUGCUUAUGCAACAGAAAGUAGUUUAUUUGAAAGUGGAGAGAUUAAACAAGCUGACAAUAUCAGCUACAUGCACCAAUCUGUGGAAGAGGCAAAUGGAUUUUCUGAAAUUGAUCAUCAGUCAACAAUAGACAGUUCCACCAUUGAUAGUGCGGAGGGUGGAUUUUCUAGGGAAAUUGAUAAACUUGUUACAAACUCUGUUUUUAUAAGUGCAAAUGACAUUGCAAGCACAUUUUACGAGGAUAACGCUAGUGGCAUUGAUUCAAAUAGUUAUAAAAAUGAAAACAUGUGUAAUACUAAUUUAAUAGAUGAAAUGAAGUCACCUCUUAAAAACACAGAUAUAAACAACUCUACUCAAUUAGCCAAGGAUCAAGACAUUACACAUAUACCUACUGAUCUAAAUGAAACCCAGGCUGCACAUAUCAGUUUACCUGAGCAUAAUGAAAACAUUGCACGUCUUUUAAACAAAAGUCCUAUUCAGAUUGAAAACCUUGGAGCAAUUUUUGAUUCAUCUGUUCAUAAAACUGACAAUAAAAUUAAUACUGCAACUAUUAACACAUGCCAUAUGUCUGAAGAUUCAGAGAAAAAUGCUAUUGGUGGCUUAACAUGUUAUCUUAAGGAUUGUGUAGCAGAUAUUGAAACACAGAAACUUACCAAUAAUAGUUCCUCUUUGGAAGAAAAAAAUGGUAUCAUAGUUAAACAAAACUCAGCUGAUUUAACUGUUUUUCCAAUUAUAAUGGCUCCGUCUGAAUUUAGAACUGAUUCCACCACUAGUACUGAUCAAGAAGACUCUGGUAAAAAAUUUAGUCUAGAAAAUGAAAUUGAUAGUCUUACCACAAGAAGGCAGAGCAGCGAAACUGAUGUAGAUAAACUAAUAAUGGAUAGUAUUACAGAUCCAUCUUUCAUUAUGGACAUCUCAAAUGAAAGUCACCGUUUUAGGCCACAAAGUGUUACUAUUAGUGAAGAAAACAUUUUCAGUGAUACAAUUUCAUCUGGAGAAAAUGAUGAAGUGAAAAAGGCAUUGUUAAACAAUCAGUUGGCGUUAUGUCUAGAAACACCCAAUAGCAGCUUGCUUACAGAGAAUCUAAAAGCGGUAGAAUAUAACUUAGGAGACAAAAUUAAGGAAUGUAAUAAAGAUUUCUUGAACCAACUGAACAAUAAAACUGAAAUAGAUAAUAACAGUGACAGUUCUACAAUACCAAGUGAUAAGGUGAAGGAUCCUAUCAAUGAUAUCUUUGUCUUCCCUGAUAAAUGUAAUUCUGCUAUCCCACUUUCUGAAUCUCAAGUCCACAGCAAUGAAAAAUCUGUUGAGGAAACAGUUAUAGACAAUGACGCCUUUGAUGAACAAGUACUAGAACCUAAUCAUCCUAAAUUAAUAUCGUCUCACCUUGAGCAAAUAUUCCACAUUCCACCUGAUGCUGACAAUGCAAACAAACUAGAAGAGUUGAUUAUCAACAUAAAUAAAGGUUUCUUCCUAAGUGAGCUAGGCAGUCCCUCUUACAAACCUGAGAACUUGGAAAAUCAAAGUGAGGAUGUGUCAGAUGACACAGGUACUAGGGAUCACAAGUCAUCUCAACCAACAAGUGAGUUAGAAUACAUUCCAGCUACUGCACAAAUGAAUGAUGUGUUGAAAGAUCAUCUCGAUGAAAAAAUAAACAAAGCUCAAGAAAAUCCUGAAAAUAUUCCUAACAAUAAGGAAGCUCAGGAAAGCAUUUCACCAAGCAAGGUUCCUAGUGAAUUAAAUGAGUGCUCUCAGAAAUUAUGUGGACAUCUAACUGUUGUUCAAGAUAUGAAAUUACACUUAGAUAGCUUGCCUCCCAUCAGUGACAAUCUGGAAACAUUAAAAAUACAACUUGAGCAGCUUGAGUCAUUUGAAACCAGGUUAACUUCACUUUCUGUAACUCUGAAUAAAGAUGUAACGUUUGCCGAGCAGUUAUUACAUUCUUUGCCCGGUGAUCUUCCGGGGGAGCAACUUAAAGAAUUAAUUGCCUGUUUGCAGAAAGCCUUGGCUGUGGUUUGUCAAAUGACUUCUGAUCGAGCAAAACAGAUUGCAUGCGCAGUGGACUCAGAGAUGUCAAAGUUAGCAGAAACACACCAAGAACUUUUAGAUAAGCUACAACUUUUGCAAGAUUGGAUCAAAACAAUCAAUGAAAACAUGGACUUUGCAAUGACCACUAAUGAUGAAGAAAUUAUGAAGCAAAGCCUACAGUUUCUUAAGAAUGCAAAUGAGGAGCUGACUGAGCACAAGAUAGAUCUGGAGACCACAGCAUUUGACAUCCAAUUCUUCAUAUCUGAACAUGCCCAAGAUCUCUCUCCAAAUCAAAGCAAACAGCUACUGAGGCUGCUGAACAUGACGCAAAAGAAUUUCCAUGAAGCGCAGAAGAAGAUCUCAACCCAGAUGGAACUGUUAAAAAGUCAUUUGCUGGCAGCACAAGACUUGAAUGAGCAGAAGGAUGCUGAAGUGCAUCUGCAAGAACACAAGGAGAAGCUUCAAGAGAUCUGUGCUCUCCUCACACAGACAGAAAACAAACUGAUUGGUCAGCAAGAUACCUUUUCUAUUGGUGACAGCCCAGCUGAGCUGCAGCACUAUCAGUCUGAAUAUGAGGAACUCCAAAAAGAUAUGCAAGCUGGAGCCAGUGAGUUGGCAGAGAUUGUAAAAAACACUGAGAAAUUCCUCAAGGAACAUGGGAACAAGCUAUCACAAGAAGACCGAGCUCUUGUUGAACAGAAAUUAAAGGAGGCAAAAACCAAGUUUGAGCUUCUCACCAAAAAAGCAGAAGAAUCCAAAAAAGAGCUGGAAAAGGCGGUUACAACUGCAAUCAAGCAAGAAACAGAGAAGUCGGCCGCUGUAGAGCAGUUGGAAGAAAGUAAAAAUAAAAUUGAGGGCCUGUUGGACUGGCUGUCGAAUGUAGACAAAGAGGCAGAAAAUGGCAACCAAGUGCUGAAACCAGAAAUCCACCAAAAUGGAACACAUCGCAAAGACAGCAGCCUAAAGGGCUUACUUAGUGAAGAGGUCAAUGGGAACUUGAUAGAGCUGGACAGGAAAAAAUCCAGUGUGCUUGUAUGUGAAGAACCUAAGGAAGAGGCUUUAAGCAGCCAGUACCAGAAAGUCAAGGCUCAACAUGAAAAAAUAGUAUCACAGCACCAGGCCGUUAUCAUUGCUACACAAUCAGCGCAAGCUUUACUGGAAAAGCAAGGCCGCUACCUCUCCCCCGAAGAAAAAGACAAAUUACAAAACGAUAUAGCAGCACUAAAAGCCCAGUAUGAAAUGACUUUAGGCGACUCAGAGAGAAAGAUGAAGUUGAUACAAACUGUGCAAGAAGAAUUUGAGAAAUUUACAGAAGAUUGCAAUGAGUUUGAAAAUUGGCUUAAAGAGUCAAAGGAGGAACUUGAAGAUUUAGAAACGGGAAGUGCAGAUUUUUCAGACAUCAUGACCAGGUUACAAAGGCAGAAAAGCUUUUCAGAGGAUGUGAUCUCUCACAAGGGAGACUUGCGCUACAUCACUAUAUCAGGACAGAGAGUGCUGGAUGCAGCAAGGUCGGGCAGUAAAGAUGAUAUCACAGAAGACAACAACAACAUUAACACCCUGGAGACGUGUAAACUGGUCCAAAAGAAACUGGAUACAGCAUCUGAACAUUUCAAAUCCCUUCAUUCCCAGUGCAAUGUCUUUGGAAAUAAUCUGAAGGAUUUAGUUGAUAAAUACCAGCAUUAUCAAGAAGCAUCUUCAGGGCUGCUGGCUGGCUUGCAAGCUUCUGAGGCUGCAGUUAACAAGCGGCUUACAGAGGCCAUUGCUGUGGAUGCCAAAAAUCUGCAAAGACAACUGGAAGAUUCAAAGGUGCUGUGUGAACAGGUGUCUGGUCACCAGGUUGCUGUGGACAAACUCAAGAAGGCGGCAGAUGUUAUUUUGGAUACCAAAGGAGGCCUUGCGUUAAAUAAGGAGGAGAUCCAGAAGCCCCUUGAUGAUAUAGUGGGAAAAUGCAGCACUUUGUCGCAGUCAGUGAAUGACUGGAAUGAGAAGCUGCAGGUGACUCUAACUCGAUCUCUCAGCGUUCAGGACGGUUUGGAUGAAAUGUUAGACUGGAUGCAAGGGGUUGAGAAGGACGUCAAGGGACAGCAUCAGAUUCCGCUAAACUCAUCUGCCAUUCAGGAAAUGAUUGCAAGAAACAAUUUGUUAGAACAAGAUAUAUCAAGUCGUCAAACCAGCAUAAAUACAAUGAAUGAAAAAGUGAAAAAAUUCAUGGAAACAGCGGAUCCUUCAACUGCAUCUUCUAUACAAGCAAAGAUGAGUGAGCUGUCUCAACGCUAUUCUAAAGCUAAUGAAUGUGUCAAAGAACGAAUAGUACAGAUGGAAGGCCUGAAGACUAAGGUUGAAUUAUUUGAGAAUCUCUCAGAAAAGGUUCAGUCCUUUCUGGAGAAGAAGUUGCAAUCUCUUACAGAGACAGACGGCCCAGGAAAGGAUGUGACUGAAUUGUCUCAGUACAUGCAGGAAACCAGCAGUGAGUUAGUGGAGCACAAAAAAGAUGUGGACCAAUUACAGAAACUUCUUGAAGAGUUGAGCGUACAUGGUUUACCAGGAGAUAAGGCUCUUGUUACAGAAAAAAUAAAUAACUUGGUGAAAAAGUUUCAAGAUCUUGAAGACACUGUUAAGGCAAAGGAAGAAGAUGUAUCUUCUUGCCAAAGCCAAAUGGAUAGUUUUAAGUCUUCAGUUAAGUCAUUAAAGCACUGGAUGGUAUCAGCAAGUGAAAGAAUCCCUGAAGUACGGCCCAUGCUAUGUGUGAAAGAAUUAUCUAAAGAUUUGAGUCAGAGUAAGGAUUUACAAGAAGAAUGGACGACGAAAGCCUUAGAAGUAAAGAAAAUACAUAACAAAGGAAUGGCCUUGUGUAACUUAAUAAGUGCUGUCACAUCACCAGCAAAGACCAGAAAAACGGUUAAAGCAGGAAGGACUGUACCAAAUGGUGGGGAGUCAUCAGAAAACAAGGACAAUUUGACGAAUAAAGAACUGGCUACAGUUCAGAAGGAGAUGACUGAUGUAAAUCAAGGCUAUGAGCACUUGGGAGUUUUGCUGAAAGAAAAAGUAUGUGAACUGGAGAAACUUCUAUCACAAAUGCAGCAGGUUCAAGAGGAGACAGAGACAGUGAUGCAGAUAAUCGAGAAAAUGCAGAAUGUUGCAGCAUCAUGGGAAGCUCCUACUGACAGUGAUGCCAUAAAGGCCCAGAUAGAACAACAUAAGCUCUUUGCAUCAGAAGUAAAAGAAAAUGAGAAUAAAGUGGAAAUGUUGAAAAACAAAUUGAAAGGAUUAAUUGAAGCUAAUCCAAAUUCACCAGAGGCUCACAAAUGGAAAGAAACACUGGAUAAAAUAGAUUCAUCGUGGAAAAAUGUUCGCCAGUCAUCAAUGGAAAGACAGCAAACCUUAGAAGAAUCCUCAAAUGACCAGACCCUGUUCCAGACUGCAGAGUCACAACUAAACCAGUGGCUAGUAGAGAAGGAACUCAUGGCCAGUGUUCUUGGGCCACUUUCAAUUGAUCCCAAUAUGCUGAAAAAUCAAAAACAGCAAGUUCAGAUUCUUUUAAAAGAAUUUGAUGCUAGAAAACAGCAGUUUGAACAGCUUAACUCAGCGGGGCAAAGGAUCCUCAGCAGGCCGGGCGAGCUCCCUCACAGCAAAGAGGUUGUAAAAGAGCAAUUGGCUACUGUUGAGUGCAAAUGGGGAAGUCUGACAGGACAACUAAAUGACAGAUGUGACAGGAUCGACCAAGCUAUUGUCAAAAGCACCCAGUAUCAGAGCCUUCUUAAAGACCUGUCUGAAAAACUAAGUGCCUUGAAUAACAAAUUAAGUAGCAACAUGGUGGUAAGCGCGGGACCGGAUGCUGCAAAACAGAAACUUGAAACUGCCAAAGAGCUUCAAGAAGCUGUAAAGGAGGAACUAAAGAAUAUACAGAAUGCAAAAGUACUCUGUGAGGAGCUGUCUCAUCUGGUGGCAGAGGCAUAUCUGAGAGCAGAACUAGAAAGGCAAAUGGACGCUAUUGUUAGACCUUUUACAGAUUUGGAACAAAAAGCAGGUCAUCAUGUUGAACAGUUACAAUCAGCGUUAGCCAGCUCUCAGAAAUUUCAUCAGAUGUCUGAGGAUUUCCAGUCGUGGUUAGAAACUAAGAAAAAAGAGCAAACUGAAGCUCCACUUAUAUCAGCAAAGCUUGAUACCUUGAAAUCAUUAAUCAAAGAGCAGGCAGAAUUUCAGAAUACUUUGAAUAAUCAGCGUGAUGCCUAUGGAAAAAUUAUAGCAGAGGGUGAAGGUCUCUUACAAAAAACAGAGGGAGAUGAGAAAUCAAAACUCCAUACUCAGCUUUCCGAGCUUAAGUGUAAUUGGGAAAAUAUAAAUAAACAGGUAUCUGAAAGGCAGCACAGUUUAAUUGAUUGCCAGCAGAAAGCUAUGAAAUACAAGGAGGUAGUAGACAAUAUUCAACCGUGGAUAGAACAGUGUCAAAAUAAACUGUCUGAAGUCAAACUUUCCUUAGAUCCAGUUGCAAUAGAUAAUUCAAUUGGUGACGUGAAGGUUUUGCAAAAGAGUGUUGAUAAGCAACGUGGAACUGUAGAAAUGUUAAAUAGCGCUGCAAACAGUUUGUUAGCUGUCUGCCAAACAGAUAAAGAAACCAUUGUAGAUGAGAGCGACACGCUUAAUAACCAGGUGGCAUUGCUCAUAGACAAUUUGCAUAAUAAAAAAGACUCUUUGGAGAACAUGGCUCAGCAUCUUAAAGAUUUUCAUGAAUCUGUUAAAGAGACAGAAAAGCAGCUGACUGUCACUCAAGAGCACCUGGAAGCACAUGAGUUGCUUGGGCCUCAAGCUUGCAGUAACAAACACUUAACUAUGAUGCAAACGCAACAAAAGACACUCCAGAACCUAGGAACCCAUGUAGAUCUCAUGGAGAGAUUAGCUCAAGAACUUGUUGUGGAAGCAUCUGAUGCUGAAGGUGUUUCUGAUCUGCUGCUACAAGCAGAAUCUCUAAAGCAAAAAUACAAUAACAUGAGUCAGAAGGUUGAAGAAAAAUGUUCAUUUUUAGAAGCCAAACUUCAAGGUAUAGGACAUUUCCAAAACAGUAUUCGAGAGAUGUUUUCUCAAUUUGCGGAACUAGAUGAUGAGCUAGAUGGCAUGUCUCCGGUUGGACGUGAUCAUGCUACACUGCAAUCACAGAAACAGGAUGUAAACACAUUCCUAAAGAAACUUGGUGAUCUAAUAACAAGCAAUGAAAAUGCCAACAAAACUUGUAAGCUUAUGCUGGCAACUGAAUCAUCUCCAGACCUUAUCGGCAUCAAAAGGGACCUGGAAGCCUUAAAUAAACAGUGCAACAAGCUGUUGGACAGAGCAAAGUCCAGGGAAGAUCAAAUUGAUGGGACCAUCACUCGCAUUAAAGAAUUUUAUAACACAUUACGCAAGUUUGUUGAAGUGAUUAGCCAAGUGGAAGAACAUGAAGAAUCCCAAGGUGCAGUUGGAAUGGAGACUGAUGUUAUAAAUCACCAGUUAAACACUUUUACGAUGUUCCAGAAAGAAGAGAUUGAACCAUUGCAAGUCCGUCUACAAGAGGUAAACUGGAUCGGCCAAGGACUUAUUCAAAGCGCUGCUAAAAACACAAGCACUCAAGGUUUGGAGCUUGACCUUGAGGAAGUUAACACACGAUGGAACACUCUAAACAAAAAGGUUGCACAGAGAGCAGUUCAGUUGCAGGAAGCGCUGCUCCAUUGUGGAAGAUUUCAGGACGCUCUGGAAUCUAUUCUGAGCUGGCUCGCGGACACUGAGGAUCUUGUGGCAAAUCAAAAACCUCCUUCUGCAGAGUUCAAAGUGGUUAAGGCACAGAUUCAGGAACAAAGGUUACUCCAGAGGAUACUCGAUGACCGCAAACCAACUAUUGAUGUUAUAAAGCGAGAAGGAGAAAAACUUGUUGGCUCAGCUGAGCUGGCAGAUAAAGAGAAGCUCUUGAAGCAACUGAGUACACUGGAAUGUAGAUGGGAUGAAUUGCUGAAGAAAGCUCAGAUAAGGAAUCGUCAAUUGGAUGGUAUAUUGGUUGUAGCUGAACAGUUUCAUGAUGUGUUGGAGCCAUUGUGCGAGUGGCUCACCACUGCUGAGAAAAAACUUGCUAAUUCUGAGCCCAUUGGAACACAGACAUCUAAACUUCUGCAACAGAUCUCUCAACAAAAAGCCUUACAAGAAGACAUCACAGCACAUAAUAAAAAGUUACACCAAUCUCUGAGCAUUGGCCAGUCUUUAAAAGCUUUAAGCUCCAAAGAAGAUAAGGAAAUGGUUCAGGAAAAAGUAGACAAUUGCCAGACACGGUACAUGGAGAUCCAAGAAAAAAGUAGUAGGAGAUGUGACCUUCUGCAGCAGGCUCACUGCAAUGCUCAGAUAUUUGGGGAUGAUGAAGUUGAACUGAUGAACUGGUUGAAUGAAGCCCAUGACAAGCUGAGCAAACUCUCAGUGCAAGAUUACAGCACUGAUGUGCUUACAAGACAACACACUGAGCUGCUGCUUCUUCAGGAAGAUGUUGUGCUUAGAAAACAAAAUGUGGACCAGGCCAUACAAAAUGGGAUGGAGCUACUUAAGCAAACAACUGGGGACGAAGUUGUGGUCAUUCAAGAGAAAUUGGACAGCAUCAAAUCACGCUAUUCAGACAUCACAAACUUAAGUUCAAAAGUAUCCAAAGUCUUGGAACAGGCUCUGUGUUUGGCAACACGGUUCCAAUCAACACACGAGGAGCUGGGCAAGUGGUUGGACAAGGUGGAGGUAGAACUGAAGGAGUAUGAAUCUCAGCAGCAUAAAGCUGACGGAUUAAGCAAUGUACAGGAGAGGAAGAAGGAAUUAAAGCAAGAGGCCAAGUCCAAUAAGGCUUUGUUAGACUCCUUGAAUGAAGUCAGCAGUGCUUUACUGGAACUAGUCCCAUGGAGAGCGAGGGGAGGACUUGACAGGAUGGUUACAGAAGAUAAUGAGCGGUACAGAUUAGUAAGCAACACCGUAACACAAAUGGUGGAAGAGAUAGACGCUGCAAAACUCAGAUCUCAGCAGUUUGAGCAAGCAGUCUCUGCUGAGUAUACAUGGAUUGAGGAAACCAAAAAUAAAAUGAUGUCUCUGGGUGACAUUAGACUUGAGCAAGACCAGACAAUAGCUCAGCUUCAAGUUCAGAAGGGAUAUACAAUGGAAAUUUUACGACACAAAGAUACAGUUGAUGAACUGGUUGCAUCAAGCGAGGAAAUAAUGAAUGCGUUCAAUGAAGAAGAAAAGAGGCCAUUAAAGAACAAACUUAAGAAGCUUAUUAAGAAAUAUGACGAUGUCUGCCAUUUAAAUGCGGAAAGGAGCCUUCAGCUAGAAAGAGCGGUAUCAUUAGUGAACCAGUUUUGGGAGACAUAUGAAGAAUUGUGGCCAUGGCUAAUCGAAACAGAGAGCGCCAUCUGUCAGCUUCCAGCUCCUGCUCUAAAUUAUGAGACUCUAAAGCAACAGCAAGAAGAUAUACGGCAACUCCGUGAGCUGAUUGCUGAACACAAGCCUCAUAUCGAUAAGAUGAACAAAACUGGGCCUCAGCUCCUGGAACUCAGCCCUGAAGAAGGAUUUUUCAUCCAGGAGAAAUAUGUGUCAGCUGAUGCUCUUUAUAGUGAAAUCAAGGAAGUUGUCAAGAAACGGGCUGUUGCCUUAGAUGAGGCAAUUUCUCAGUCAGCACAGUUCCAUGACAAGAUCGACCCAACACUUGAAAGCCUACAACGCAUUGCUGAACGCUUAAGGCAGCCUCCUUCAAUCUCUGCCGAGUGUGAAAAAAUCAGAGAGCAGAUAAGUGAAAAUAAGAAUGUUUCUGUGGAGCUUGAAAAGCUUCAACCUGUCUAUGAAACUCUAAAGAUGCGAGGUGAAGAAAUGAUUGCUCGGUCAGAAGGUGCUGAUAAAGAUAUCUCAGCUAAAGCUGUCCAAGAUAAGCUUGACCAAAUGGUAUUUAUCUGGGAGGAUAUCCAAGCUUUGACAGAGGAAAGAGAAGCCCAGUUGCUGGAUGUCAUGGAAUUGGCUGACAAGUUCUGGUGUGAUCAUAUUGCUUUGCUAGCCACCAUUAAAGAUACUCAGGACUUCAUUAGAGAAUAUGAAGAGCCAGGAGUUGACCCAUCUGUAGUAAAGCAACAACAAGAGGCAGCAGAGGUAAUAAGAGAAGAAAUUGAUGGGUUACAAGAAGAACUGGAUAUUGUCAUUAACCUUGGAUCUGAACUCACUGUCGCUUGUGGGGAACCAGACAAACCUGUUGUGAAUAAGAAUAUAGACGAGCUAAGUUCUGCCUGGGAGGCUGUCAACAAAGCAUGGAAAGAGCGAGUCGACAAGCUUGAUGAAGCAAUGCAGGCCGCUGUCCAGUAUCAGGAUGGCCUUCAGACCCUCUUUGACUGUGUUGACAUUGCCACAGGAAGAAUCGAGAGCUUGAAUCCCAUAGGAACAGACUUGGAAACAGUUAAACAACAAAUUGUAGAGCUAAAGGAAUUUAAGACAGGGGCUUACCAACAACAAAUAGAAAUGGAAAGGCUAAAUCACCAGAAGGAAUUGUUGUUAAAAAAGGUGACAGACAAAGCCGAUAAGCAAGCUCUUGAAGAUCCUAUGACAGAACUAAAACAAUUAUGGAAAUCCCUAGAGGAAAAAAUUGUCAACAGACAGCACAAACUAGAAGGUGCGCUUUUGGCGCUUGGUCCAUUCCAGCACGCUUUGGACGAGCUGCUAACAUGGAUGACGAACACGGAGGAACUGCUCAAUGAACAGAAACUCAUAGAAGGAGAUCCUAAAGCUAUUGAGAUAGAAUUGGCAAAACUUCAUGUUCUUCAAAACGAUGUGCUAGCUCAUAAGUCCACUGUUGAGACUGUUUAAAAUGGCUGGAAAUGAUCUAUAGAAUCAAGUGCUGGUGAGGAAGCAAGCAAUCUACACGCCAGACUAGAAGCUUUAAACCAGCGUUGGCUUAAUGUUUUAGAAAAAACAGAACAAAGGAGAAAGCAACUGGACAGUGCGCUAUUCCAGGCUCAAGGUUUCCAUAGUGAAAUUGAAGAAAUGCAUCAAUGGCUGACAGAUACUGAGCGUCAAUUAUUGGCUUCAAAACCAGUUGGAGGUUUACCAGAAACAGCCAGAGAGCAACUAAACUCCCAUCUGGAACUAUGUGAUGCCUUUGAAGCUAAGGAAGAGGUGUAUAAGAACCUAAUGCUUAAAAACCAACAAAUGAUGACAAGAUGCGCCGGUUCUUCAGAAGCAAACCUAGAUCAAGACAUUAACAAUUUAAAAGACAAAUGGGAGUCUGUGGAAACAAAACUCAGUGAGCGAAAGGCAAAACUGGAGGAAGCUCUCACGUUGGCCACUGACUUUCACAAUUCCCUUCAAGAUUUCAUUAACUGGCUUACACAAGCAGAACAGACACUUACUAUGUCUUCCCCAGCUAGUCUGAUUAUGGAUACUAUUUUAUUUCAAAUUGAUGAACAUAAGGUCUUUGUUACAGAGGUUAACGCACAUCGAGAUCAAAUAUUGGAACUGGAUAAAACUGGAAAUCAUUUGAAAUAUUUCAGUCAAAAACAAGAUGUUGUCCUGAUUAAAAAUUUACUGAUAAGUGUACAAAGCCGAUGGGAAAAUGUAGUUCAGCGCUCUUUGGAAAGAGGACGUGCUUUGGAUGACGCCCGAAAAAGAGCCAAACAGUUUCAUGAAGCAUUUCACAAACUUAUGGAUUGGCUGGAAGAAUCAGAAAAGAUCUUGGAUUCAGAACUUGAAAUUUCAAAUGAGCCUGACAAAAUCAAGACACAGUUAGCAACACAUAAGGAAUUCCAAAAAACUGUUGGCGCCAAACAUUCAGUUUAUGACACUACUGCAAGAAGUGGACGCGCGCUAAAGGAAAAAGCUUCCCUCAAUGAUGAUAUUCAAACGUUAGAUGACAUGCUGUGUGAGAUAAGAGACAAGUGGGAUACUGUGUGUGGGAAAUCUGUGGAAAGACAAAACAAAUUGGAGGAAGCGCUACUAUUUUCAGGACAGUUUACCGACGCUCUCCAGGCGCUUAUUGAUUGGCUGUACAGGAUCGAGCCCCAGUUGGCUGAAGAUCAGCCUGUGCAUGGUGACAUCGAUAUUGUGAUGAACCUCAUAGACAACCACAAAGUAUUCCAAAAAGAGCUGGGAAAGCGAAGCAGCAAUAUUCAGGCUCUUAAGCGUUCUGCAAAAGAACUAAUUGAAGGAAGCCACGAUGAUUCUUCCUGGGUCAAGGCACAAAUGCAGGAAUUAAGCACACGGUGGGAAACAGUGUGCACCUUGUCUGUGUCCAAACAAACAAGACUAGAAGACGCCCUUUGUCAGGCAGAAGAGUUCCACUCCGCUGUGCAUAUUCUUUUGGAAUGGUUGGCAGAAGCAGAACAAGCCUUGCGUUUCCAUGGCGUUCUGCCUGAUGAUGAAGAGUCCCUGAAGCCACUCAUAGACCAGCACAAGGAAUUUAUGAAAAAAGUAGAAGAGAAAAGGGCUGAAUUGAAUAAAGGAGCAACCAUGGGAGAGGCGAUCCUAGCAAUCUGUCAUCCAGACGCUAUCACUACUAUUAAACACUGGAUUACCAUUAUCAGAGCCAGAUUUGAAGAGGUUCUUACAUGGGCAAAGCAACAUCAACAUAGACUAGCUGCAGCAUUGGAAGAUUUAAUUUCCAAAAAAGAACUCCUGGAAUCAUUGUUGUCAUGGUUACAAUGGGCAGAAACAACACUUAAUGAAAAAGACAAAGAGGAGAUUCCAUUGGAGAUAGAUGAAGUUAAAGCAUUAAUUGCAGAACAUCAGACAUUUAUGGAAGAAAUGACGAGAAAACAGCCUGACGUUGAUAAGGUUACAAAGACAUACAAGAGAAAGCCAGGCGAGUCUGCUGCAGUCCAAUCCCAAAUACCUAUCUAUGGAAGAACAGGAAGAAAACGUUCACCAACACCAACGUUCCCAAAUGGCACGCAAGCACAGAUUGAAACAAAGAAUCCAAGGGUCAAUUUACUAGUCAGCAAAUGGCAGCAAGUAUGGCUGUUGGCUUUAGAGAGAAGAAGACACCUGAAUGAUGCUUUAGAUAGACUGGAAGAGCUACGGGAAUUUGCCAACUUUGAUUUUGACAUUUGGAGAAAGAAAUAUAUGCGAUGGAUGAACCAUAAGAAAUCCCGAGUAAUGGACUUCUUCAGGAGGAUAGACAAAGAUCAAGAUGGCAAGAUAACAAGACAAGAAUUUAUAGAAGGAAUCCUGUCCUCAAAGUUUCCAACCAGCCGAUUAGAGAUGAGUGCAGUGGCUGAUAUCUUUGAUCGUGAUGGUGAUGGAUAUAUCGAUUAUUAUGAGUUUGUGGCUGCCCUUCACCCUAACAAAGAUGCUUACAAACCUGUAACUGAUGCUGACAAAAUUGAGGAUGAGGUAACACGGCAAGUGGCUAAAUGUAAAUGUGCCAAAAGAUUCCAAGUGGAACAGAUUGGAGAAAACAAAUAUAGGUUCUUCCUUGGAAAUCAGUUUGGUGACUCCCAACAACUUCGGCUUGUUCGAAUUUUGAGAAGUACUGUGAUGGUUCGAGUUGGUGGUGGCUGGAUGGCCCUUGAUGAGUUCUUGGUUAAAAACGAUCCUUGUAGAGUUCAUCAUCAUGGAAGUAAAAUGUUACGUUCGGAAUCAAACUCUUCAAUUACUACUCAGCCUCUUAUAGCAAAAGGAAGGACAAAUGUCGAGUUGAGAGAAAAGUUUAUGUUGCCCGAUGGUGCUAGUCAGAGCAUGACACCUUUCCGACCAAAGGGUCGCAGAUCUCGUCCAUCCUCUAGAGGCGCUUCACCAAAUAGAUCUAAUUCAACUCCAAAUGUUCAGGCCAGUCCGUCACAAGCUACUGGCUCCACUACACCAAAGGGAACGCCAAUACAAGGAAGUAAACUAAGGCUUCCAGGAUAUCUCUCGGGAAAAGGAUUCCACUCAACAGAAGACAGUAGCAUAUUAACCACAGCUGCCUCCAAAGUCAGGACACAGUUUGCAGAUUAUAGAAAAACGCCAAGUCGAGCUGGGAGCAAGGCUGGUAGCAGGUCAAGUAGUCGGCGUGGCAGUGAUGCCUCAGACUUUGAUAUCUCAGAAAUCCAAUCAGUCUGCUCAGAUGUAUUUGAGACUGUUAAUGAAAGUUGCAGACCUUCACCGCGGUCAAGUUCACGAUCGUCUACAGGAAAACCUUCCAAAAUCCCUACACCACAACGACGGUCACCAAUGAGCAAAAUCAACAAGUCAACCAAAAGAUGAGCUCUUGGAUGAGUUCUGAAGAGAUUUAUCAUUGUGCAUUACUUAUUUAAGUUUAUAAGAUGUAAAAUAUUAUGUAGAAUUUAUCGUGGAAUAAUGCAAAUGUUUGAUUUUAAUUCUGCAGAUUGCCUUAAAUGUGUGUUUGUCUCGUUUUUUUACCCAUAUGAUUUUUAUCAACAUUCAAUUGUCAUAUAGUUUUUGAAAAAAAGAAUAAGGGAGAGGAAAUUAAACUAACACAAGUUCAGACUUGUGUGAAGUACAUACACUAAAACAGUUGUUGAAUGUAUUGAUAACUCUUUGCAACCUGGAACAAAGUACAAUAUGCCAAACAGAGCUUCAUCAGUUACAAAUUAAGAAUACCUCAUAACUAUUUACAAGAACGUAAAAUGGUUGAAUAUCUAAAAGCUUAUAGACACUACAACAUCUGUGUUCACUUGAAUUUAAUGAUGCACACUGCAAUUAUUUAUACAGUUAAGUUCAGAGAUCUCACAGAUAGGUAUUUAAUCAAUUGCCAGAUUUUUUUUGUUUUUUAAACUAAAGUCUGUGAGACUUCGCCUUUAAAAACGACAGUACUGUCAAAAUACAGUACGCAAGUGAGGUUUUCUUUUGCUUGAGUGGAUGGUAGUAUUGUAUCGGUCUACUUUUUUGUAUUAAAUCAGUUUUGCUUGCAGAAAUCUAUGAAUAAAUCUUCUCCAAAUCUAGUUAUAUGAUUUGUAAUUUGGUUUAUAAAUUUGAAAAUAAAUAAAUACUUGAAUUAAGUAGA